AACUCAAUUUCAAUCUCUUCACAAUCACCGUCGCCGGAGGAAACCAAAUCAGCCGGAAAUCAUUUCUCAGACUCAAAAGCAGGAAGAGCAGCAUCACCUCUCUCUCUCUGUCUGUGUUCUUUUCAAGGUUGCAGUUGGGAAUGGAAGGAGAGGAGCUUACAGAGCAGGAAACUGCAUUGUAUGAUCGCCAGAUUAGGGUUUGGGGUGCCGAUGCUCAAAGAAGGUUAACAAGAGCUGCUAUUCUUGUCUGUGGGAUUAAUGGAACUACAGCUGAGUUCUGCAAGAAUAUUGUCUUGGCCGGAGUUGGAAGUCUGACAUUGGUGGAUGACAGGGAAGUGUCUGAAGAAGCUCUGUCAGCCAAUUUUUUGAUUCCUCCAGAGGAGAGCCUCUAUAAGGGCAAGACUCUUGCAGAGCUAUGCUCUGAUUCUUUGAAAGACUUCAAUUCCAUGGUCUGUGUUUCAGCCGAGAAAGGUGAUAUAUCGAGCUUCAGUGGAGAUUUUUACUCAAAGUUUGAUGUGGUUGUAGUUAGUGGUUGCACUCUCACUACUAAAAAACUGAUCAAUGAGAAUUGCAGAAGGUUGUCCAAGCGUGUAGCAUUUUAUAGUGUGGAUUGUAGAGAUUCAUGUGGGGAAAUUUUUGUUGAUCUACAGAACUAUAAAUACACAAAGAAGAAACUCGAUGAAGCUGUUGAAUGUGAACUGAAGUAUCCAAGCUUCGAGGAAGUCAUUGCUGUGCCAUGGAGUAAGCUACAUAGGAAAAUGUCCAAGCUCUUCUAUGCUAUGAGAGUUAUUGAAAAGUUUGAAGAAACACAUCAACAAAUGGGCCGCAGUUCCGGUGAAAUUUCAACUGCAGAUCUUCCUGCUGUUUUGAAUCUCAGAAAGCAGCUGUGUCAAGCUCAGUCACUUAGAGAGUCUCAAGUUCCUGAUGCUUUAUUAGAAAGACUAGUAUCUGGUCGGGGAGAAUUCCCGCCCGUUUGCGCCAUUCUGGGGGGUAUCCUUGGACAGGAGGUAAUCAAAGCAAUAUCGGGCAAAGGAGACCCACUGAAGAACUUUUUCUUCUUCGAUGCUUUUGACGGGAAAGGUGUUAUAGAGGACGUAUCAAAUUCUGAUGCUUGAAGCUUCUCCAAGAUCGCCCCAAUUGUGUCAUGGAGCUCCUCUUAAUUCGACAUGGACUAGUUCUUCUUGAUACCUUGAGAUAAGCUUAAGGAUGUGGGCCCUAUGGAAUAUGUACCGCUGAUGGAUGUUGAGAUGCUCUCCUUGGGGAGAAACUAAUUGUCACUUUAGAUUGUAGUCUCACUAGAAUUAUUUGGAGGUGAUUUGAAUUUUCUGCUAUCGCGAGAUAGGUCGGUUAUGGUGAAUACUCUUGACAAUCUUCCCUAAGCUAUCCUUUUUAAGAACCAAAUUGAAACAAAUCAUCUGUUCUCAGCA
Molecule: messenger RNA, 1427 nt
Organism: Punica granatum (pomegranate)
Lineage: Eukaryota; Viridiplantae; Streptophyta; Magnoliopsida; Myrtales; Lythraceae
Source: RefSeq, a predicted model, not a curated record